UUCCUUGUAUACCAAAAAAAAUCUCCACCAGCCAUUCCAGUGUUGACGAUUGACCUUGACUUAGUUUGGUGUUAGUUAUCUUGUGAACACAUCCAUAAUCCAUCAUCAUCAAAUACUCAGAAAGCUCGUAAACUUGAAAGGAGACGUAAAAAUGGCGACGAAUUCAUCAACCUGGCCCGAUCUUCCACGCGACAUCUUAUCAUCAAUCGCCGAUCGUCUCGACAAGAAAAUCGGCGUUUUACGACUUCGCUCGAUUUGCAGAUCAUGGCGUUCUGCACUUUCUUCCUUUCAUUCCGACAUUAAUUUCCCUCUCAAGCUCCCCUCCCCACUCUCCCCUUCCUCCAACUUUCUCUCUCUCUUCCAAAGAACCGUCUAUCUUCUAUCUUCUCCUCAAAACCCCUCUAAUGGCGGCUUCUUCCUUAUCAAACUCGAGGUGAGAGAAAAUUGCCCCAACACCUUCACUCUUCUCGACCCUCUUUCGACUCUGAUCACAUUUCCUCAACCUAAUUCUUCUAUUAACCUUCUCGAUUACAGAAUUUCGGUUGUUUCUGAAUCCUAUUAUGUUUACUCGGAUUUGGAUUCGGAGAUUAAGAAGGUGGUGGUUGCGAGAAAUUUCUUCAAAAAUGGCGAUUUUGUUGUUUUAGGUCUGGAAUUUAGUGGGGGAUUGUUAAUCUGGAGGUUUGGAGAUGAUGUGUGGACUGAAAUUGAGGCAUUUGGGCGUUGUUUUGAUGAUAUUAUUAGUUAUAAUGGUAAAUUUUAUGCUACUGCUGAUAAAAAAGGAAGGCUUGUUAUGAUUGAUUCUAGGUUGCAACCCAUUGAUUUGGUUCCAAAAUUGAUGUAUGGGGAUGGUACUUGUACUCAUUUGGUGGAAUGUGAUGGGGAUUUGUGGUUAGUUGAUGAAGUUUUUCACGAUAUACAGACGAGGUUUGGAGUGUUUAAGUUGGAUGAAAAGGGUCGGUUCUGGGAUUAUGAGUUGAACUUGAAGGAUUGUGUGUUCUUUAUUGGUGACGAUGCGAAUUUUUCGUUGUUGAGAAGUGAGUACAAUGGAUGUAUUAGGAAUGUUAUUUACUCCAAAAAAGUGUAUUUUGGUGAUGAAGGGAUCAUCGGUUUUACCAAAGUUUUUGACAUGAAGACAGAUAUUAGCUCUGUUAUGGAAGACUCUGAGAGUUAUGUGGAGCUUUAUAAUCCACCUUCGAGUUGGUUCAAUCCUCAUUGAUUUGGGCUUCUGCGCUUUAAUAGUGUGUGUGGAUAGAAGAAUCUGUAGGGAAGUGUUCAGAUAUAUUACGGAAGAACGAGAGGGAAGGUAGUCGAAGCAUUCAUUUCCACUUUGCUCCUUAAAAACCAAAUCAAUUCAAAUGUCGAAAAGAUUUGGAAGGAAAAGUACUGAUUCCUCCCUCCAUCUUCCCUACCUUCUCUCAUAAUUGGUACUUCCUUCGUUUCAAAUUAAAUGCAAUUAAUGCACUUUUUCACUAUACACUUUUUACUUUGACUAAUAUUUGUGCUUUAUACAUAAAAAAAAAAAAAAAACAUUGUCAAGUACUGUACAAUCUUCUUAGAUUUGUUUCGUGACGUAUUUUCAUAAAAUCUAUGUAAUUUUUAUAAUUUUUACUACAUAUGAUUAUUGA
This is a messenger RNA of Beta vulgaris subsp. vulgaris (sugar beet), 1625 nucleotides long. Its product is annotated as F-box protein SKIP23. The transcript is spliced from 2 exons. Bases 152 to 1216 code for a protein of 354 amino acids. Lineage: Eukaryota; Viridiplantae; Streptophyta; Magnoliopsida; Caryophyllales; Amaranthaceae. Gene Ontology annotation, molecular function: protein binding. The record is from RefSeq and is a predicted model, not a curated record.